Molecule: messenger RNA, 2734 nt
Organism: Helicoverpa zea (corn earworm)
Lineage: Eukaryota; Metazoa; Arthropoda; Insecta; Lepidoptera; Noctuidae
Product: organic cation/carnitine transporter 7-like
Exons: 11
Coding region: 135-1709 (524 amino acids)
Biological process (GO): transmembrane transport
Cellular component (GO): membrane
Molecular function (GO): transmembrane transporter activity
Source: RefSeq, a predicted model, not a curated record
GCUAUAAACGAGUCAGUCAUCUGCAGAUUAUAGUGAGAUAAAGUCAGAAAUAUUGUGACGAUAGCAAAAGAAAAAAUCUUUCAAAUAAUAAAGACGUUGUUUUAGUAGCUUUGUGAGUGAAAAGUUAUAUUAAAAUGGCAGAGAAAGGGACUUAUAUUACUACCAGGGUACCUUAUGAAGAAGCUUUGGAUAGGGCAGGAUUCAGCCGCUACAAUAUCUGGAUAUUCGCGAUAUGUGCCAGCAUCACCUUCACCACGACCUUCGAGGUCAACUCAGGUCCUUAUAUUGCGACAGGCAGUGCCUGUGAGUUGAACACCACUGUGAAGCAACAAGGAUUGUUUGAAAGCAUACCUACAUUAGGUGUCUUCAUGACCAUGCACCUCUGGGGCUACCUGGCUGACACGAGGGGCCGUCAAAGGAUGCUGACGAUAAAUUUGUUUAUGAGCUUCAUCACUGGAAUAGUAGCUACCUUCUCAACCCACUGGAUUGUGCUGUUAGUCUUAAAAUGCAUAGCAUCAGCUGUGGUAGGAGCAGCUAUGAUGACGUCGCUGACCCUGUUGAGCGAGUGCACGCCGACCAAACACAGGAGUACUCUCGUUAUACUGACGUAUUCUGCUUACUUAGUGGCCUGUGGACUCAUGGCAGCUAUAGCAAAAGUAAUCCUGCCACUGGAGUUCUCCUUCUACGUGCCAAUUCUGGGCAUCUACUUCAACUCCUGGCGACUCCUGAAUCUCAUAUUUGCUGUACCAUCUGCCAUCAGUGCAGUUCUGUGCAUGCAGACCUAUGAGAGUCCCAAGUAUCUUCUCUGUGCUGGAAGGGAUGAAGACGCACUGGAUGUUUUAAAGAAAAUCUAUACAAUGAAUAAUAGGAAUGACGCUGAUUACUACAAGGUUAUAGGCUUACUGAGCAAUCGCGUUCCUCAUUUUCAGGUGGAAUCCUUAGAACUAGAAGAAGUGCAAAUUGACCAAUCAAACAAAGGAUUCUUCAAGUCUGUUAUAGAGAGAACGUUACCGAUGGUGAAGGUACCAGUGAGGAGAUACUUCCACGUGCUCUCCGGGCUUUACACCGUAACUUAUGCUACCAUGGCUGCCUUCUUCGCCACGACGCCUUUCAUACUAGACGCCAUUGUGAAGUCAGCUGGAAGCGAGAAGCGUCUCAGCAUCUGUGAUAUGAUCAGAAGCUCUAUUAAUAAUACUUCUGUUCUUCAGAAGAGUGAAGACUGUCCGCUGGACACAGGCGCUUUGAUUCCCGUAUUUGGGAUCACCAUGAUUUUAGCUAUCUACAACGUCGUCAUGGGUAUCAUGACAUACCGUAUCAGUAGAAAGACUCUCUUCAUUGGGAUGCAGUUGGUAGCCGGAUUAGCAGGACUGCUGAUCAACACCAGCUACCUUUGGGUCCUCAGCUCCAUCCUGUUCACAGUCUUCAUAUCUGCCAUAGUCAACAUCAGUUUCCUGAACUCUUACAGUGUGGAGGUCUUUCCGACUUAUUACAAAGCAUCAGCAGUAUGUCUGCUUCCAUUAGGAGGUCGAGGCAAUGCUUCGAUGGCCAUCAAACUCAUCGCUCGACUAUUGAACAAUAACUGCGAACUUGCUUUCUACAUUUUUGGAGGAAUCGCUUUUGCCGGUGGGUUCUUAGCAUUCCUGUUACCUUCGGAGCAGACGAUGAGGGAACAUAGACAGAAAUUAAAACCAGUAGCUUCUCAAGAAUAAUCCACAUCAAAUAAUACCUGAAGAAACUUUUUUUUUAACACAAUGGUCGUGAAUGGGAUAAGGCUAGGCAGAUGAUUAGAUGGGUCGUCUACAUAUUUUAAGUGGCUUAGUCGAAGCCACGUGGAUCGAUCGAUCAUGAUGAUAAGCAUCGUUUGGCGGUGACCAUCUUGUCAUGACCAGUUCUUCCGUGUUUCGGAAGGCACGAUAAAUUGAUGGGUUCUGGCUGUCAUUUGAACAUAUUUUGUAGUCGUUACGGGUAGUCAGAAGCCGGAAAGUCUGACAACCAGUCUUACCAAGAGGUAUCAGGUUGGCCGGGUAACUGUAUUGAGGAAGUCAGUACACAGUCACUCCAUGUAAAACACUGGUACUCAGCAGUAUCCGGUUAGACUGGAACUGAAACAUAGUUGGGAAAAGGCUAGACAGAUGGUGAUAAUGGUCUUGUACAUACAUAUUUUACUUAUUUACUCAUAUUGAGUUCCUUUGUACAUACAAAAGAAUGAAUUUUAACGAAUUUCCUAAAUCUGGUUUCCAUAAUUCCGAAAUGUCAAUAUCCCAAAGGUUUAAUUAAUGUUCUGAAAACCACUUUAAAAUUCAGUUUUAUUUUUUAUAUUUUCAUUUAGGUUUUAUUUACAUUUAUUUUACAUUAAUGACGAAACCGUAGCGAAUAUGAAAAAAAAACACAUUUAUGACCUUCCGUAAAAUCGAGAUUUAGAAGAACCAAUUUUCUAAUUUUCUAAAUCUCAAUAAACAUUAUGAAGUUCGGAAUUUUGAAAAUCAGGACAACGGUUAGCGGAUUUUUAGGGUUCUUCCGUUGAACGUGUAAAACGGUAUGAGAUUCUAAACAAGACUGGCCAUUUAUAUUGUUUCUUGUAAAAAUAUAAGAACCAUUUUGUAAAUAGAUAAUAUUUAAGUAAAUAGUGAUUUUAGUUAAGUAAAUAAGAAUUUAGUCAAUAAGUUUUGUGAUAACAAAGGUUGAUGAAAUAGUUUAUGUAUAAUGUGACGUUAAAAUAAAAUUAUUUUGUUUA